Molecule: messenger RNA, 4547 nt
Organism: Eleginops maclovinus (Patagonian blennie)
Lineage: Eukaryota; Metazoa; Chordata; Actinopteri; Perciformes; Eleginopidae
Gene: calcrl2
Product: calcitonin receptor-like 2
Exons: 14
Coding region: 152-1801 (549 amino acids)
Biological process (GO): cell surface receptor signaling pathway; adenylate cyclase-activating G protein-coupled receptor signaling pathway; angiogenesis
Cellular component (GO): plasma membrane
Molecular function (GO): adrenomedullin receptor activity; calcitonin gene-related peptide receptor activity; calcitonin receptor activity
Source: RefSeq, a predicted model, not a curated record
UCUGCACGGAUCAUGCGAACAUCGGAAUAUUUGGAAGAAAAUACAGUUUGACAGCUCCCUCACACAACAGAAACAUGUGGAGGACUCUAACACUGACACUGGUUGCUGCAGUGGCGUUGGGCACAGAGUAUCACCCAGGAAGAGACUCAACAUGACAGCAAAAGUACAUCAAGUGAAUACAAAGGGAUGCAAAACAGCUGCGCUGACACACAAAGAGGCUCACAACUACUAUGAGAAGGGCAAAACAACCACACAAAUUCCCAAAGCAUCUUCAGAGAGACACAACGCAACUAAACAGAGACACAAGAUGGUCAAAAAAAGACACAAAAUGACUGCCAUGAGCCAUGAAACGAAAAACAACAAGAGGGUGUCCCAGUCUGAAGAUGUGGUGACCAUCGAGAAUGGUUUGGAGGAGCAGGAUAACUUCAGCGACAUUUCCACCGUACUAGGAAAGUCCCGACGUCAGAUCCUGGCUGCUCAGUUUGAGUGCUACCUGAAGAUAAUCGAUGACCCGCAACGCACAGAAGAAGGUAGUUACUGUAACCGGACAUGGGACGGCUGGCUGUGUUGGGGGGACUCAACUCCAGGGACCGUCAUGCAGAUGUGUCCGGAGUACUUCCUUGAUUUUGACCCUGCUGAGAAGGUGACCAAGGUGUGUAAUCCUGGGGGCCAGUGGUUCCACCACCCAGAGAGUAACAGAAUGUGGACCAACUACACCCAGUGUCAGGCCCACAACAAAGACAAACUCAAGUUUGCCAUCAGUCUCUACUACCUGGCCAUGGUGGGUCACGGCCUGUCCAUCGUCUCCCUGAUCAUCUGCCUCAUCAUCUUCUCCUACUUCAAGAGUUUGAGCUGCCAGAGAAUCUCCCUCCACAAGAGCAUGUUCCUCUCCUUCAUCCUGAACUCCAUCGUUACCAUCAUGUGGCUCUCGCUCACUGUGGCCAAUAACCAAGCCAUAACCGCCAGCAAUCCUGUGAGCUGUAAGGUCCUAGCUGUACUUGUACUGUAUACGUCCACCUCCAACUACUUGUGGAUGCUGUGUGAGGGCAUCUACCUGCACACACUCAUCAUAGUGGCCGUAUUCGUCGGUGAACAGCAGCUCUUCUGGUACUACGUCCUAGGAUGGGGUUUCCCUAUCAUUCCUGCCAUCACGUAUGCUGUGGCUCGCGGUCUUUUCUUUAACGACAAGUGUUGGAUCAGCUCACACACAAACCUGCUCUACAUCAUCCAUGGGCCCAUUCAGGCUGCACUACUCGUGAACUUUUUCUUUCUCUUGAACAUCGUACGUGUUUUAAUCACCAAGUUGAAGGAGACCCACUGCGCUGAGUCCACAGCCUACAUGAAGGCAGUGAGAGCCACGCUCAUCCUCAUCCCCUUGCUUGGAGUCCAGUACAUCCUGUUACCAUGGAGACCCGAGGGACACAUCAGCCAGGCCAUCUAUGACUUCUUUGUCAAUAUCUUCUGCCAUUUCCAGGGACUCCUGGUGGCAAUCAUAUUCUGUUUCUGCAAUACUGAGGCCCAGACAGCUCUGCGGAGGAAGCGGGAUCAGUGGAAGUCUGCCUGGGGUAAAACCGGCUGGGGCACAACACCCACCGUCCACAGCCACUUCAACAACCACCACAACUCCUCCAUCACCGAAAGCAGCCGCGCCACCAUCAACUUGGAGGACACUAACGCUGCGAAUUCAAAACGAAAGGAAAGCAGCCAAUUCCUGUGCCUAGAGAAAGCCAACGGUCAGCAGAAGACAAGCAGCAAUGGGGAGGCGGACAUGCUCAACAAGUUGGAGACCACCGACAUCUGACCAGGGAAAGGUUGUGGUGGUGCCAAACACAAACACACAGUAAAAAAAAUAAUGACUGAAAAAAACAGUGAGGACAGGAGCAGGUGUAUUUUCAAAAUAAAGGUUAACUGAUGGGCCGUAAAUGUACAAAUGAUCAGUAAAGCACUUAAAAAAAGCAUGUGAUGUUCACAAACAAAUUUGUUAUAUCUCCAGUUUAUGGAUACUAAUGAGCUGAUUAGGAAAAAGGUAUAUUUAUGUCAUGUAUCUUAGCAUAGUAUAUUUUUUUGCAUACAUGUGUUUUGUUCUGUGGCUGGGAUAAAGUCCACUUAUGUAUAUCAAUUAUUGUUGAAUGUAUUUCCUUUUAAAUUUCAAAUCCAAAACUGCCAUUUCGAAAUGACAAAUGCAUUAAUGUUUGUGUUGCCUUACAGUAUGGAGCCUCUGAAUGCUUUACCCGUGAACCAUUGAGACCAAUGAAUGUCAUAGCCAACCCAUAUGAUCUAUAUGUUCUUUUACACGCUUUUACCUAGAAAGGUAUAAUAAUAAUAUAAUCAUUACUGGCCUGCCUAAAAAAGCCAGCAUUCCCAGUUAUAACACAACACAUGUUACAAUAGUAACAGAAAUAUAAUUUACUCCACUACUCCUUUAGGUAGAGGUUGCUGACUUAAACACAGUAGGCAAAAGACCAGAUUCAGACUUUUUGACAUCUGUUAACCAUAUAAUAAUAAUAUUUGCUUUUACACGGUGAGGGCUCACAGAAAAACAUUGAACAUGAAAACUAAAAUAAGAGAGUUAAGCUUGUCGAUGAAAUAGCCACAGCUAGCCUUAGCUAGCCUCAAACUAUAUCUACCAUAUUUUACUGAUAUUUCCAAGCUGUUAUCUGAAACGGAAACAUGUCAAUCUUGACAAACCCAGUUAGUCCAUAUAACUUAAUGAUACAGUAAUAAAUUCCAAUAAUGAUGAAGAGAGCAUGAUGCUAAUAUUGACUCAGCCAAAGUCCUGCUAACAUCAGGCCUACCCAGUUUAGCAGAAUAGCGAUAGCUAUCAUCUCAGUUUAGGACUCUGAUGGAAUUCAUGUUAUUUGUUGAAGUUGAGUUUCCUUAAAAUAAGGUUUUUAUUUUGAAAUGUAUUCAAUUGUAAAGACAAUAAUGAUUUUGGUUUUAACAUCAUUGAUUGGAGGAACCCAAACCGUCAGACCAGUCCCUUUCUUCUACAAAGUUGCGUUCCCAUAGACUUAAAACGCAAUAUUAUUAUGAGGUAAACAUAGUGUCUCCUGGGUUAUGCUUGCUGUUUUAAAACACGUUAACCAGCCAAAGAUGCAACUAGACCACUUGGUUUGGUUUAGUAAAACAUCAUGGUUCAGCCUUAAAUAAGUAAUAAAGUACAUUUCCAUGUGCCAAUUUAAAACUACUUUUAUGGCUGAUAAACAGACUCCAUCUGAACACGGAACAUAGCUACUAAGAUCAAAGCGCUUCUGACUUACGUGGUUUGUAUACAGAACUUUAUGAAAUGGCUCAAUACUAUAACAUCCUGGCUACAUGAUAGCUAAACGUGUAUGAAGCACUUCUCUUUAUACAUCCGGGGUGUUAUGUAGUUGUUUAGCUCAUUUUGCGCCAUGUUUGAUCCCAACUGAUUUACUUCCUGGAACUAAAGGAUAUGCUGAACAUUUUUGGUUAAAAUUCUCCUAAUUCAAACUAAGAGAAGAGCUUUGGGUGCAGGAUAAUUACCAGUAUAGAGAUAAUAGAGCUCUUAAGUGCUGCAAUAAUUGCUCCAAUUUUACUCCUUCACUAACUCCAUUAACAACACAGGGUGUUGGGUGAUUUUGGCCAAAAAGUAGAACACAUACAAAAGAUUUAGAAAAACACUGUGAUGUGUGAAAUAUUGUUUGCAAGCGGUGUGUGCACAUGUGCUUUUCACUUACAGUCCCUCCUACUGUGUGACAAUUAGUUGGGGGGAAAAGUAACUUAUUUAAUUUCCAACAGUCUUCACUUUUAUGAAAUGUUUUUUUUCACAAUGGUUAAUCGAAAUGUGAGAUAGAGCUUUAAUAUUCUGACGUUUUAAGAUAAAAACAAAGAUAAGCCAGAGCUACACAUGUAAAAUACCUUUACAAAAUAGCCAAAAAAUAACUUUUGCAGACAGAAGACUGUGCCUAAUGUGUAACUAAAUGAAUUGUUCAGAACAUUUAGUUUUCCUAAUGCCUAGUCAUGUUUCUAUUACUAUUGUGGCUGUUAAAUUAGUUUGUUUCACUAUUUGAAAUUAUUGUUACAAUAUUGUUUUUUCAAAUACAAUUCCCUGCCACUUAAAAAAUAGAUAUAAUUUAAUAGUUUUUUCAUCACACAUGUACCGUGCUGUAUGUACACUAGCAGGCUACAGUACCAGAGCCUUUUCAGUCUCCACUGGAUUACUGAGCAAGUCUUAUUUUUAGCAGUAUGCUUGUAGCAAAUGCAUCCACAUGUCACAACAUACUUUGGGGAAGCAAUUAUUCCAGUGUGGACACGAAGAGCUACACUCAUGCAUGGGAAAACAAUUGUGGUAAGAAAACAGCUGAGUAUGAGAAAACUAAAAAGAAGAAAGAAAGGAAUACACUGUACACUUUAGCCGAUAUUGCCCUGUAGGCAAACAGCUGUCAUGGACAUUUGUAAAGAAAUUUGAAAGAACAUUCCAAUAAAACGUGAAAAGUAAUCUUCAAUUCAAGCAUAUUAUUGUAUAUAUAUAUGUUUUUAACUCUGCCAUUUAUGUAUGUGUGGAAAUAAAAUAGUUUGAACAUAAA